GGUCCAUCGCAAUAUCACAAAAGCUGUCGCCGAUUGCUUGCUUGCUUGCUAUAUGUUUCAUAAAGGAGGCACUACUGUGCUCCCCAUCUGUUAGCCUGAGAGCCAGAGAGGGGAAAGCACUUGCCCAGGUUCUCACAAAUUAGGAUACUAAUUUGUAGUUGGCUUUUAAAAAAAAAACUCACAAUAUGCGUGGAACACAUUCCCAUGCCAAUAAGUAUUUUUCUAUCAGCUGUGUUGUAUUUCAGGUAGAUUAAACCAUACUUUGUUUGAUAAGUUCACCUGUGUGCUGGUUUGUUUGAUAUCCGUCUCCUUCCCUAGACUAAGUUCUGAGAGGCAAGCACCAUGGCUGGCUUGCUCACGACUGAAUCUCCAGCUCCUAAAACCAUGUCUGGUGCACGGUAGAUGCUCAGCCAAUAUUAGCUGAAUAAAUGAAUGAGUUUCAGGAGGAUGGAUUCCUGGUGCUGGAAGGAUUCUGGUCUGCAGACGAGUGUGUGGCUAUGCAACGGAGGAUUGGCGAGAUAGUGGCUGAGAUGGAUGUCCCUCUCCACUGUCGCACAGAAUUUUCCACUCAGGAGGAGGAGCAGCUGAGAGCCCAGGGCAGCACAGACUAUUUCUUAAGCAGCGGCGACAAGAUUCGGUUCUUCUUUGAGAAAGGCGUCUUUGAUGAGAAAGGAAAUUUCCUGGUCCCUCCGGAGAAAUCCAUCAACAAAAUUGGCCAUGCUCUGCAUGCCCAUGACCCCGUCUUCAGGUGUGUCACACACUCCCCCAAGGUGCAGGCUUUGGCCAGAAGUCUGGGCCUCCAGAUGCCUGUGGUGGUGCAGAGCAUGUAUAUCUUUAAGCAACCUCACUUGGGCGGCGAAGUCUCCCCUCACCAGGACGCCUCCUUCCUGUAUACGGAGCCUCUGGGCCGGGUGCUGGGCGUGUGGAUUGCUCUGGAGGACGCCACGCUGGAGAACGGCUGCCUCUGGUUCAUCCCGGGCUCCCACACAGGUGGAGUGUCGAGAAGGAUGGUCCGGGCCCCUGCUGGCUCGGCGCCUGGCACCAGCUUCCUUGGGUCCGAGCCAGCCCGGGAUAACAGCCUCUUUGUGCCCACACCAGUGCGGAGAGGGGCCCUCAUCCUAAUCCACGGAGAAGUGGUGCACAAAAGUGAGCAGAAUUUCUCCGACUGCUCACGCCAGGCCUAUACUUUCCACCUCAUGGAGGCUGCUGGCACCAUCUGGAGCCCAGACAACUGGGCUUGCCUUCUGCAGGUGUCUGUGCAGACAGGCAGGCAGGAGCAGGAGGCUGGGCUGGCUGCCUUCCCCGAGCUCUGUCUCUGUCUGUCCCUACCCCAACACAACCUCCCCCUAGAGGCAGUCUCACGGCCAUGAAAGGGUUCUGGCUGCUUCUCUAAUGGCUUCUCACUCGUUGUCUCCCGCCCCCCAUAGAACUCUUGGUCAUUGUGGUGGGAGACACUGAAUAAAAAAGACUUCCAAAUGCA
Molecule: messenger RNA, 1480 nt
Organism: Kogia breviceps (pygmy sperm whale)
Lineage: Eukaryota; Metazoa; Chordata; Mammalia; Artiodactyla; Physeteridae
Source: RefSeq, a predicted model, not a curated record